CCCAUCUGCCCGCGGUGUGGCCGGGGCUCGGGGCUGCCUAGGGAGCGAUGGUGCGUGGGGUGAGGAUGUGAGAAAUCCCGGCCCAGCCAGAGAGGACGUGCAUGUGCCCGCCGGUGCAAUGAUGUGCCUUGAUUUCCCCGAGUGGGGUGUGUGUGUAGGGUCUCCCCUGCACAGUUGUGGGGUGCGGGGUGCUGCGGGGAGUGGUGGCCCCGGCUGGGCCCUGUUUUACCCUCCUUCACUGGCCUCUGCUCUUGUUCUUUCCUUUGAAGCAGCAGGCACUGUCCAGCGUCGCAGCCCUGAUACCAGGCUAGAUGGGCCCCUGCUCUUACUGGGCCUGGCAGGUUCUGAGCAGCAGCUUGUGCAUCCCCCAGAGCCUGGACGCGUAGGGAGGUGGCCAGGGGCAUCUGACAGGCAGAGCAACCCCUGUACAGCGACCCAAUGCAGGAAAUCAUGCAGGAACCCAAGUUCACAGCUGCUGCAACAGAGCCAUGAGUGAGAGCGUGGAGGGGGCUCCCCACCUGGACGGGAUCGGGCCAGAAAGCGCGGAGGGGGCUGGGACAGAGGAGCUGCAGGGGGACACUUGGUGGAGCCAGCAGCAGAUGGAGGGGCAGCGGCGUACCGGCUGCUUCGAGGUGGGACUGACAAUCUGUGCCGAGUGCGGGGAGAGCUUUGGGGAUGACAUGGCCCUGCUAGCCCACCGGGGGACGCCCUGCAGAGGCGCGGCGGCGAAGCCGUUUGGCUGCUCCGGUUGUGGGCGGCGGUUCAGCCGCAGCUCCAACCUGCUGCGCCACCAGCGGGUGCACACGGGUGAGCGCCCCUUCACCUGUGCUGACUGCGGCCGGUGCUUCAGCCAGAGUGCCCACCUGGCCAAGCACCAGCGCCUCCAUGGCACCGCGGGGCUCCCCACCCCACCGGUGGAACGCAGCUACAGCCGCAGCCCCGAGUUCCUGCGAUUCCAGCGGGCCCACGCCGGGCAGCGCCCCUUUGCCUGCCCCGACUGCGGCAAGCGCUUCAGCGCUGGCUCCUCUCUGGUGCAGCACCAGCGCAUCCACACGGGCGAGCGCCCCUUCCCCUGCCCCGAAUGUGGCAAGCGCUUUCUGCGGGCCCCGGACCUGGCCCUGCACCAACGCAUCCACACGGGCGAGCGCCCAUUCCCCUGCCCUGACUGCGGCCGGCGCUUCAUCCGUGGCCCCGACCUGGCGCUGCACCGGCGCACCCACACCGGAGAGCGCCCCUACCAGUGCGGCCAGUGUGGGCGCCGGUUCAGCCGCGGGCCCGGCCUCCUGCUCCACCAGCGCACGCACACUGGGGAGCGCCCCUACCAGUGCACCCAGUGCGGCCGCCGCUUUAGCCGCAGGUCCAACCUGGGCCGCCACCUGGCCACCCACAGCACGCUGCGGAGGGACCCCACACCAGGGGGAGAGCCCAGUGCAGAGACUCUCAUGCAGCAGGGAAUCCCCGCAGAGGGGGAGGAGUCCCAAGGGCUGAAGGGGCAGAGCUCGGAGGCUAUGACUCAGCAGGGAAUCCCUGCAGAGGGGGAGGAGUCCCAGGGGCUGAAGGGGCGGAGCUCGGAGGCUGUGAUCCCUGCAGAGGGGGAGGAGUCCCAAGGGCUGAAGGGGUGGAACCCAGGCUCCCUGGUGGCUCCCCCAGGGAAGCGCCACGGCUGCCCAGACUGUGGGAAGGGCUUUGCCCAGCGCUCGCACCUGCUGGUUCACCAGCGGGUGCACACCGGGGAGCGCCCCUUCCCCUGCCUGGAGUGUGGCAAGCGCUUUAGGCAGAGCUCGGUGCUGGCCCGGCACCGGCGCACCCACACGGGCGAGCGCCCCUUCGCCUGCGGGGACUGUGGCCGGUGCUUUGCGGAGAGUGCGGUGCUGCUCCGGCACCGGGCCGUGCACGCCAGCGAGCGCCCCUACUGCUGCAUGGACUGUGGCCGUGGCUUCAGCCUCCGUGCCAACCUCCUCCAGCACCGGCGGCUCCAUGCCCGGCGCCCCCACGUCUGCACUGACUGCGGCAAGGCCUUCAGCGAGGCCGCAGCCCUGGCCGCCCACCGCAGCACCCGGCAUGGGGCCGGCAAGCCCUUCACCUGCACCGGCUGCGGCAAGCGCUUUGGCCGCAGCUCCACGCUGGCUCGGCACCGGCGCAUCCAUGCUGAAAGGCCCCAUGAAUGUGCCCGCUGUGGCCACAGAUUUGGGGAGAGCGCCGAGCUGGCGCAGCACCUGCGGGUGCACAGCGAGACCCCCUAUGAGUGUGCCCAAUGCGGGGAGCGCUUUGCCCAGAGCCACACGCUGAUCUCACACCAGGCCAUCCAUGCCGAGCCAAGCCACGGACAGAGCCACACUGCCCAUGCCCACCAGUCCCCUCUUGCCAAGCAUGGGGACAGCGUCCUGCCCAAGUCCCCAGCUGUGUCCCACCAGAGACUCCACACGGGAUAGGAGCCAGGACAGAGCCCUGGAGUCCUGGCUCCCAGCGCCCUCCCCCCCCCCCGAACCCAUUAGACCCCAUGCCCCUCCUAGAGCCAGGGAUAGAACCCAGGACACCUGGCUCCCAGUCCCCUCUGCUCUGAUCCACUAGACCAGGGGCGGGCAAACUUUUUGGUCUGAGGGCCACAUUGGGUUUCGGAAAUUGUAUGGAGGGCUGGUUAGGGGAGGCUGUGCCUCUGCCCCCUAUUUGCCCCCCCUUGCUUCUCGCCCCCGAUGGGCUCCCCCGGGACUCCUGCCCCAUCCAACCCCCCCGUUCCCUGAUAGCCCCCCAGGACCCCUGCCCCAUCCACUCCCUGUCCCCUGACCACCCCCGGAUCCCCUGCCCCUGACUGCCUUCCACCGCCCCAUCCAAUCCCCCCCUCCUUCCUGACUGCCCCCUCGGACCCCUGUUCCCAUUCAAACCCCCCUUCCUCCAUUCCUCACUCUCUGAUGGCCCCAAUCCCAUCCACACCCCUGCCCCCUGACCACCACUCCCAAUUCCCCUGUCCUCUAUCCAACCCUCGCUGCUCCCUGCCCCCUUACCGCGCAGCACAGAGCACCGGUGGCUGGUGGCACUACAGCCGCGCCACCCAGAGCAUCGCACCAGUGUAGUGUAGUGUAGUAAAUUGCGCCCUGUAACUGCUACCAGUAGCUCAUUCCUACGCGGAGCAGUUUAAUACACUACAUCGGCAGCAUGGCGCGCUGAGGCUGGGGUGGGGUGGGGGGCCGAGCAGGGGAGGGGCCGGGGGCUAGCCUCCUGGGCCAGGAGCUCAGGGGCCAGACAGGAGGGUCCUGUGGGCCGUAGUUUGCACACCUCUGCACUAGACUACGGGUGGGCAAACUACAGCCCGGGAGCUGCAUCCGGCCCUUCAGAUGUUUUAAUCCAGCCCUCGAGCUCCAGCCGGGGAAUGGGGUCAGGAAUUUGCCUCGCGCUGCAUGUGCCGUGGCUCCAUGUGCUCCUGGAAGCAACUGAUUGUUCCCUCUCUGGCUCCUGCAUGUAGGGGCAGCCAGGGGGCUCUGCCCCUACCCUAAGUGCCGCCCCCGCAGCUCCCAUUGGCUGGGAACAGGCCAAAGGGAGCUGCAGGGAUGGUGCCUGGGAAUGGGGCAGCACGCAGAACCACCUGGCUACCCUUACAUGUAGGAGCUGGAGGGGGGACAUGCAGCUGCUUCCAGGAGCUGCUUGAGGUAAGCGCUGCCCGGAGCCUACAUCCCAGACCCCGUCCCAGCCCCUCGGUCCCAGCAUGCUCCUGCACCCCAAAUCUCUCAUACCCAGCCCCACCCCAGAGCCUGCACCCCCAGCCAGAGCCCACCCCCACCUCAACCACCUGUCCUAGCCUGGAGCCCUCUCCCACACCCUGAACUCAUUUCUGGCUUCUCCCCAGAACCCUCACCCCCUAUACCCCAACCCCCAAUUUCGUGAGCAUUCAUGGCCCGCCAUACAAUUUCCAUACCCCGAUAUGACCCUGACAAAAAGUUUGCCCACCCCUGCACUAGGCCCCACUCCUUCCCCAGAGCCAGGGAUAGAACUGGGGGUCCUGGCUCCAACCCCCCUUGUUCUAACCCACUAGACCCCAGACCUCUCCCAGAGCCAGGGAUAGAAUCCAGGAGUCCUGCCUCCCAGCUCCCUGCUCUAACCACCUUGGAGCCAGGCUGAGGGGGCACAUCUCUCCCUGCAGGUGCUGUGGGGCUCCAGCCUUUUUGGACCUAAGGGGGGUGGGCAGGCAGCUCCAUCUGAGUGGGGUCCUUGGGGAACUGUACCUUCCAGAGGCUCAUGUCUCUUGAUACAGAGGCUGUUGGAGACACUGAAUGAAGCAGGUCUAUGUCAC
Messenger RNA from Dermochelys coriacea (leatherback sea turtle), 4285 nucleotides. RefSeq names its product zinc finger protein 2-like. The transcript has 3 exons. Gene Ontology annotation, biological process: regulation of immune system process; negative regulation of transcription by RNA polymerase II; regulation of cytokine production. The coding region runs from base 489 to 2432 and encodes 647 amino acids. The record is from RefSeq and is a predicted model, not a curated record. Lineage: Eukaryota; Metazoa; Chordata; Testudines; Dermochelyidae.